This is a messenger RNA of Rhineura floridana, 1918 nucleotides long. RefSeq names its product acyl-CoA (8-3)-desaturase-like. Gene Ontology annotation, molecular function: oxidoreductase activity, acting on paired donors, with oxidation of a pair of donors resulting in the reduction of molecular oxygen to two molecules of water. The coding region runs from base 63 to 1412 and encodes 449 amino acids. The transcript is spliced from 12 exons. The record is from RefSeq and is a predicted model, not a curated record. Gene Ontology annotation, cellular component: membrane. NCBI's taxonomy places the organism in Eukaryota, Metazoa, Chordata, Lepidosauria, Squamata, Rhineuridae. Gene Ontology annotation, biological process: lipid metabolic process.
ACCUGGAUAAAGUGACAGCAGAGUAGUUAGUUGGAAAAGUUGGUGCUCUGCUGUCCAUAAGAAUGCCUCCACAAUCAGGCACUAGUCUGGGAAAAACAGAACCUUGCCAAGACACUCCACAGCUUUUCACCUGGGAGGAGAUAGGACUUCGCUCAGGCAAGGGGAACUCCAAGGAAGAGAGAUGGCUGGUCAUCAACAGGAAGGUCUAUGAUAUCAGCCAUUUCUAUUGGCGGCACCCUGGAGGAACCCGCGUCAUCAGCCACUAUUCAGGACAAGAUGCCACGGAUGCCUUCGCAGCUUUCCACAAGGAUGAGGAUCUAGUGAAGAAAUACUUGAGCUCGCUGCAAAUUGGGGAGCUGGCUUCUGAUCAACCUAGCUGUGAACCGACAAAAAAUGAAAUGCUGGUGCAUGAUUUUCGUGAGCUGCACAAGACAGUGAAGAGGACGGGACUACUGAAGCCCAGUUAUCCCUUCUUCACCUUCAUGUUUCUGCAUGCUUUCCUGACAGAUAUUGGAUCCUGGCUUCUUAUCUGGUAUUUUGGAAAAUCCUGGAUGUCCUUCCUUGUCAGUGUAGCAUUUUUCACCAUUGCACAGAUCCAGUAUGGAUUUCUUCAGCAUGAUCUUGGGCAUGUUUCAGUCUUUCAGAAGCCCAAGUGGAAUAGAUUAUCUCACCUCUUUGUGGCAGGAGUACUUAAGGGAGGACCACCAAGUUGGUGGAAGCACAUGCAUAAUCAACAUCAUGCCAAACCCAACUGCUUCCGCAAGGACCCAGAUCUCAACAUGCACCCACUCUUGUUCAGCCUGGGGAAGAACCUCUCUGAAGAGCUUGGGAAGAAGAAAAAGAAAUACAUGCCUUACCAGCACCAGCACAAAUACUUCAUCUUCUUAGCACCGAUUACUUUCGUUGUUUUUGUGCAGCUGAUUAUAAUACGCUUUGCACUUACGAGGAAAAAAUGGUUGGAACUCACUCUUACUGUGAUCUACAACAUCCGUGUCUGUCUCAUGUAUGUUCCUUUAAUGGGAUUUAAGAGUUUCAUGGCAUACUACUGGCUGGCCAGGUUCCUAGAAAGCAAUUGGUUUCUCUGGACCUCGCAGAUGAGCCACAUUCCAAUGAAUAUUGAUUAUGAUAAGAAUUUGGACUGGGUGUCUGCUCAGCUUGCCGCAACUUGUGAUGUGGAUCAGUCCCUGUUCAAUGACUGGUUCACAGGGCACCUGAACUUCCAGAUUGAGCAUCAUCUUUUCCCAACAAUGCCUCGACACAAUUAUUGGAAGGUGGCUCCUCUGGUGAAAUCUCUCUGUGCUAAGCAUGGCGUUAAGUACCAAUGCAAGUCCCUGCUCACGGCCUUUGCAGACAUAUUGCACACACUGAAGGAGUCAGGGGAGCACUGGCUGGAUGCUUAUCUCCAUGUGUAAGAAGAGUAAGGACUUUGGGAAGAAAUCGCUUCACACCAAGCACAAGUGGAUUUGAUGGGAAAGGAUGAGCGUAACCAUGAAGUUAGGGAAAGGACAAUCCUAAUGAUGAACUCCGAGCCACUGUUUCUCCUUUUCUUGCACAGGCAUCUUGAGUUACUAAUACCUGGGCUUUAGGAAUGUGAGGCAGAGCUAGAGCUGAACUAGAGAGAGGUAGAGAAAGAACUAGAAAGAUGUUCAGUGUUGAAAAGCGCAGCUUCUCUGGAGACUCACCACUUUCUAUUCAUACUAGGGAAUGAAAAGGAACAAAAGAGGCUUCCUUCUUAUGGAGCUCAUCUACACGGUGAUUUAGUUCUUGGUGCUACUCACAUCUCUUUUUAAUCCGCAUGGUUCACAUGAUGUUACUGGCAAAUACAAGCUAUCACACAGUUUUUUCCCUGUAAAUCCGAACUAACCCAAUCCGUUGAUAAUAUAAAAAGUUUAGAACAAUAUGGCUCCACUCCGUCCUA